UUUCACAUGUGCCUCCGAUCGCGUCGUACGCUCGCUCCGCGCGCCAUGUCGGCAAAACAUUAAACACAACAACGUGUAAUAAAAAUAAACGAAAAAAAAGUUGGACAUCAUUGAAAAAAUUGUGAUUUUGUGUAAUUUCGAAAGACGUUUGGUUCUGUUUGCGGGUUUUAAUUUACGAAAACUGUGUUACGGCUUUUUAGCAUUGGCGGAAAUGUCAAUGUGAGCCGCGAUGCGCAGCGAUAUGGCGUACCGCGGGCUCUCGCAGCACGUGGAGCUGGACCGCGCGGCCGACCCGCGCGACCGCUUCACGCUGCAGGAGCUCAUCGGCGAGGGCACCUACGGCGAGGUCUACUGCGCUCGCGACAAGAAGAGCGGGAGGCGAGUCGCCGUCAAGAUCUUGGAGAACAUCACUGAAAACAUCGAAGAGAUCGAGGAAGAAUUCCUAGUGUUUCGAGAUUUGUCCAGCCACCCAAACAUUCCAGAAUUCUUUGGACUGUUCUUGAAGCGUGGAGUCUGCUCUGAUGAUGACCAAAUAUGGUUCGUCAUGGAGCUCUGUACCGGAGGCUCAGUGACAGAUCUAUGCGCUGGUAUCCGCGAGCACGGGAGCAACCUCACGGAGCCACAACUGGCCUAUGUCCUGCGAGGGACAGUCCGCGCUCUUACCCACCUCCACGCUCACCGGUGCAUGCACCGGGACGUCAAGGGCCAUAAUAUUCUACUCACUGAGAACGGCGAAGUGAAACUCGUUGAUUUUGGAGUUUCAUCACAUUUAGCUGCGACUGCUGCACGGAGAAAUACUUCAGUAGGCACACCUUAUUGGAUGGCCCCAGAGGUCAUAGCAUGUGAACAGCAGUUGGAUCAGUCCUACGAUUGUAGAUGCGACGUUUGGUCAGUCGGCAUUACCGCCAUCGAACUAGCCGAAGGCGAACCUCCCUUAUCCGGACUUCAUCCAAUGAGGGCAUUGUUCCAAAUACCACGGAAUCCGCCUCCUACAUUAGCGCAUCCUGAACUAUUCUCAUCACAAUUAGCAGAUUUCAUUGCCGAGUGUUUGGUCAAAGAUAUGAACCAAAGACCGUUUGCGAGGGAACUUCUAGAGCAUCCUCUAUUAUUAGCUGUCAGUAGUUUUGAAGAAAAGAUUCGCAAAGAACUUCAAGCAGAAAUAAAACGCCAACGAGCUGAAGGCCGAAGCUGCCGCGCUCCCGAUGUAACGACAAAAAGAGGGAAACUAAAGUCUCAUAGAAAGGCACGUCCAGAAAAAAUGUAUACUGAUGAUCUAGCAACAUUAGAAGUACUGACAGAAGAUGCCAUCGUAGAACAACUACAGAAAAGAUAUAACCAAAAUCAAAUAUAUACAUACAUUGGAGAUAUACUUGUGGCGGUCAAUCCAUUCACUGACAUAGGUAUAUACACUACCAAGAGUCAGCAAAUUUACCAAGGUCGUUGUCGCUCGGAUAAUCCUCCCCACAUCUAUGCUGUAGCAGAUGCCGCACACCAAGCUCUUAUGCACCAAAAACAGCACCAAGCUAUUGUUAUCUCAGGGGAGAGUGGUGCCGGUAAGACUGAAUCGGCCAACCUCUUGUUGAAACAACUGGUCUUUCUCUCAAAGACACAAACUGGUAACGUAGAAGAUAAAAUCCUGCAAGUAAACCCAAUCAUGGAGGCGUUUGGGAACGCUCGAACAGGCAUUAACGCCAACAGCUCGCGGUUCGGCAAAUAUUUGGAUUUGUCUCUCAUGAGAGUGGGAAGGAUAUCUGGGGCACGGAUUUCUGUUUAUCUUUUAGAACAAUCGAGGGUGGUUCACCAAGCGUUAGGCGAAAGCAAUUUUCACGUAUUUUACUACCUAUAUGAUGGUUUGGAAAGUGAAGGGCGUUGGAGGAAAUUCUACCUUGACGAACAACUCAAAUCUAGGCAUCGAUACCUACAACCACUUUCUGUUGCGCAUCGUGAACAUAAUGUUCACCGCUGGCGGCAAUUAAAUCAAGCGUUUAAGGUGGUCGGAUUUCAAGAGGAGGAGGUACAAAUCAUUUACAAAAUGCUAUCAGCAAUAUUACAUCUCGGCGAUAUAGAAUUUGGGGAGACCGCGGGGGAAGAUAACACUGAUAACAAAGCUACGAUAAUAGACACGGCACCUUUACAUAGAGCAUCGUGCCUAUUAGGCGUCGAGACAGGAGACCUCCGCGAGUGCCUGACUAGCAGCAGUGUGGUGGCUCGAGGGGAGACCAUAGCGCGACACUGCUCGCCCACCGAAGCGGCCGUGGCUCGCGAUGCCACCGCCCGCGGCCUGUAUGCGCGUGCCUUCGACAGAAUAGUCGAGAGGAUCAACGCUUUGCUGUGUCAAAAUAGACCGUAUGGCACUGAACAACUAUCCAUUGGAAUAUUAGAUAUCUUCGGAUUUGAAAACUUUAAUAGAAAUUCGUUUGAACAACUAUGCAUCAACAUUGCAAAUGAACAAAUACAGUACUAUUUUAAUCAACAUAUAUUUACCUGGGAGCAGCAAGAGUAUAUGGCAGAGGGCAUCCCCGUCGAUCUUGUAGAGUUUUCCGACAAUAGGCCCGUCUUAGACAUGUUGUUGUCAAGGCCCAUGGGCCUGUUAGCUCUGCUUGAUGAAGAAAGCCGCUUCCCAAGGUCUACUGAUAGAAGCCUUAUUGAAAAGUUCCAUAAUAAUCUAAAGAGCAAAUACUAUGUCCGACCAAAAUCAGAUGCUAUAUGCUUUGCUAUUCACCACUUCGCCGGUCGCGUAGUUUAUCAAGCCGAUGGGUUCCUGGAGAAAAACCGCAAUUUCUUGCCUCCGGAAGUAGUUCAAUUGAUGCGACAAAGCCAAUACGAUAUCAUUAGAUUCCUUUUCCAGUGUCCGAUUACAAAGACUGGCAAUUUAUAUUCCCCUCUGCAAGGGGAUAUGGACACUAAUAGAAGUUUAGACAGUUCAUGUGAUACUCGGCAGGAACGCUUCAACAGCCGUGGGCUUGCUUCACAAUCUCGCGCUCAGCAAACAGUAUCCACCUAUUUCCGAUAUUCUCUAAUGGAACUACUCCAGAAAAUGGUCAGUGGCUCACCCCAGUUCGUGAGAUGCCUGAAGCCAAACGAUUCGCGGUCACCAAAACAUUUUGAUUCUGCGAAAAUCUUGAAGCAGCUUAGGUAUACGGGCGUUCUAGAAACUAUUAGGAUAAGACAAAAUGGGUUCUCCCACCGAUUAACGUUUGAAGAAUUUUUGAAGAGGUACAGUUUCUUAGCAUUCAACUAUAACGAAGAAGUAAAACCGAACCGAGACACGUGCCGUCUUUUGCUUUUAAGACUAAAGAUGGACGGCUGGGCGCUAGGGAAAUCAAAAGUCUUCUUGAAGUAUUAUCACGUUGAAGUACUCGCCCGAAUCUAUGAAGAACAGAUUCGGAAAGUAGUAUUAGUACAAGCGUGUGGUCGAGGAUGGCUCGCUCGACGGUACUUCCUCCGGCUGAAGGCCCAGAUGGCUAUAUCUGUACUCACGCUGCAAAAACACGUGAGAGGCUGGCUCACCAGGAAACGACUCCAAGAACGACAGAGACAGCUAGCUAGAGAAUUCCAAAGGGAACAGAUGGAACAGGAUAGUCGAAAACAUAAAUCCGGUGCUGCAUUAAUUAAAAACAAGGCCAUGAUGAAAGCGAAGAUAUUAAGGAAGAUGACAUCAAACGAUAGCGACGGCAACGACAUCAAUUCUGGCAGCAAUAAAGAAAACGUCGAUUCAAAUAAAGCUGCCGUUGUUAUCCAGAGUCAUUUCCGGGGCUACACCGCACGGCGCAAAUGGGCGAAGGGCCGAGCGCCGCCGCCGCCUCAACACCCGGCACCCACCCCUCAGCAGCUCAUGCAGCAGUACUCCGUCCAGGAGCGGGCCAGCCAGCUGCAGUCCUUUGCGGAACAGGUGCACGACAAAAACCAAGAGGUCCACAAGAACUUGCGUCGCAACAAGCCUGGCGUCCGUCUGCAGCAAGUCUCGCGACCACCCGCCGAGUACCGGCCCCCGCCCGGCUUCACGCUCGUGCCGGCCAUCGUGCGUGGUCAGGUGACACGGCUGGAGCAGGACGCCAGCCGCCUCUCCAGUCCCUCGCCAGAAUUCCUAGAGAGCUAUUCAAGUCCCUGGGAUGAACCCUUGAUGAAUAAAGAAUAUGAGAUCGGGCCAUCGAGAGCCAAUAGGAGCAAUCAACAGCCAACCGACCAGUGCGGCGAGCACCGGCACCACCUGGCCAACCAGAACUGGCAGAACCUGCCCUGCAGCCGUCAGUGCGGCGGGCUCGUCAGGAAACCUGGUAACAAGAUAAUCGAGCUAGUAAAGCAGUCGCACAAGGCAGACCCACCUCCGCGGCCAGUAUACAAUCCAACACACGACCCAGAAUCAGACUUCCGAAAGAUUCUCCGCAACUCGCCAGAAAUCCUCGCCACACCUAUCUUCAGCUCUGACGAUGACUAUACAGAAGGCCCGUUCAGGUUCAAACAGCUACUCAGGCCAACGCUAGGUCCGACGGAAAGCUUAAGGAAACGAAAGGUUAGAAAUUCGCCCGGACAAAGUCCGUGGAUGUCAGACAGUUCUCAAGAUAGUACCGGAUCCAAGCAGGCGCUGUACAACAAGCGCAGACCGCAGAUCAGUAUGGGCGUUUAUUACAACUAGCGACAACCGUGUCUCUCGUUCCGAUUCAAAACGAUGCUGUGGUCAACGCUAGGCUUAACGGAUUCCAAAGACUUCAGUGACUAGACAAACAUCGUGGAUGUUGGACAGUCCCCUGGACAGAACUGACUACGCAGUCUUGUCAUAUUUUCAUAGAAAUUUGUCAAUAAUGAUGACAUUCGCACACUUUGUCAUUGCAAAUACCAAGCAGAGUUACCUUGGUCCGACUCUAUCUAAUGUUCAUCACAAACAUAUAAAGUUGAUCGAGAAUCCUUAGCAGAAUGACAGAUUGCCUAAGUACAGACAGUCGUCGUCUCAGCCGAAAGACGUCCACUGCUGGACAAAAGCCUCCCCCAAGGAUCUCCAGAACGAACGGUUAUUCGCUGCCCUCAACCAACCGUUUCCGGCGAUUUUAACCAGAUCGGCGGUCCAUCUAGUCUGGGGCCUUCCCACGCUACGUCUUCCGGUACGUGGUCGCCACUCGAGAACCACACAGACAGACACCACGCAGGCAGACAGUACGCCAUAAUUAUUGCGAUUUCCUGUAUCACGUAGUCCAGUUGAAUUGACUUGACUACUGUUUUUAUAUGUAAGAAUGAACACCACAUAACAUGGCUUUUAUUAUUUAGAUUUUCUUAAAAAGUAUGACUUGCAUUAAGGUUGGAAAACGUUCCACAGAGACAUAUGUAGGUAUAACUAAAAUUUAAUAAUUAGUCGGUAUAUAUACGAGUAAUACUUUGCCAUGAGUAGUUUAUAAAUGAUUAUCUUGGCUUAUAUUCUUAUAACAGUUAUGAAUACUGAAUACCGUCCUAGAUUUUGCAGGAAUGCGCAUACCAUACCGCAUUCAAAUAAUCUAAAAAUAGUAUAUCAUGCUUUACCUGUAUGUAAUAUUCUUAUUCUAUUUGUAUAUUACAGUUAUCGUGUUGUUACUGAUUCCGUCCUAAUCGACUACUUUUAUUUUAUUUUAUAAAUAAGUAAAUACUUAGGUAGUAAGAUAUACCUUUAGUUGACAAUUUGUAUAUAAUAAUGUUCCCGUACCACCAAUAAAAUGAUUCUAUUAGAUUAAAUAUAUUUACUAAUAUGUUUUCAAAUCUAUUUUAUAAAACCAAUUACCAAAGUUUAACUUCUAAUAUAUGUAGGUAGCUUUCCUACAGCAUAACUUUAAUUUUUUUUAAUACUACUUAUUCCCUAUAUUAGAGUAUUGCAUAAGUGGUAAUUUUUUGUUAUGAUAUUCUCUUCAUUUUCUGUAAGAGUCUUGUAAUAAAUUUGUGUAAUCUUGUAUCAAUUUCAUGGAUUUCAUCAGUAUUAUUAUACGUAUUGUAUUUUAUAUCUACAGGGAAACUACUAACCUAACAGAUUUUCAAGGUGUCUUCUGAACCGCGUUUUCUGAAUUCGGUCUUGUUUUAGAGAUAAUGACAAUUCUUGUAAGAAUUUGCUUGUGUAAUAUCGUUGAAUAACGCGUUUUUGGCUGCGAUGCUGCCACUAUGUGUCAGACAUCAAAGUUUUCAAGGAAACUUGCAAAAUUCAUCUGAAAAAUAAUACUAGUUAUCGUAAUUUAUAUUUUUUGCCAAGAAGUAAUAUAACUUGUCAUAUGCAGAAAACCGAAAACAAAGAAAUAAAAUAUUUUUGCCUAAUUAUACCAAAAGUCAUGUAACAUUUUAUGCUCCUUAUGACCUCAGGAAUGCGUGGUUAUAAUCUGCCGGCUUAGUCGUUCCCAACUUGUAUAUGAUAUAUUAUUAUAUUAACGACAACUGAACUAAGAGACAUGCAAAAUAUGACCAUAAGGUGUAUUUUGGUUAUUGUAACUGUUGCAUUAUGUCGGCUAAUUCCGAAAAUUAGCCAUAUUUCCACUUUAUUCGUCUAUUUUUGGAAUGACCCGACAUUCUGAACUUUACCCCGCUUUAAUGUUAUCGCCACGAAUAUGAUUGUUUUACUUCGUAUCUCUCUUAGUUUAUUUGUGUGUGAUAAAAUGUCAGGUUAUUGUAGUUAGAUCUCACAGGAGAACAUAAUUGCAUAUAUAUUGUUGUUGAUUACUUUAUUAAUUAUUUUAAUUGCCAUUUCAUACAUGUAGAGCAAGAAAUAAAUAAACAUAUAUCAUUGACAACCUUUGUGAUAAUGUGCCAAUGAUUACUCGUAAGUUUUAGUUGUUUGAAUGGAAUGAAUUGAAAAUAAAUAUUGUUGAUACAAA
Messenger RNA from Cydia pomonella (codling moth), 6821 nucleotides. RefSeq names its product myosin-IIIb-like. The transcript has 23 exons. Gene Ontology annotation, molecular function: protein binding; cytoskeletal motor activity; protein kinase activity. The record is from RefSeq and is a predicted model, not a curated record. Gene Ontology annotation, cellular component: myosin complex. Lineage: Eukaryota; Metazoa; Arthropoda; Insecta; Lepidoptera; Tortricidae. Bases 230 to 4636 code for a protein of 1468 amino acids. Gene Ontology annotation, biological process: protein phosphorylation.